Ceraceosorus guamensis is the source of this 749-nucleotide messenger RNA. RefSeq lists its product as hypothetical. The record is from RefSeq and is a predicted model, not a curated record. The coding region runs from base 129 to 290 and encodes 53 amino acids. NCBI's taxonomy places the organism in Eukaryota, Fungi, Basidiomycota, Exobasidiomycetes, Ceraceosorales, Ceraceosoraceae. The transcript has a single exon.
CUGGGCACCUCUUCAGUAGCAUCAGCAAACAGAAUUUCGCGACUCAACAUUGGCGAAACCGAAACUCCGGUACGUUGAGCCGCUGCGUCCGUAGAGCGCACCAUGUCGACCACAGCUUCAAGCUUAUUAUGAUCUCACAUCACACCGGCUUGGCCUUUCUUGCCUUAUUGCUCGACACUGGUUCCGCCUGCCGCGUUCGUCCGCGACACACGUACGCAGCUAAGCGAGGACAUCUUUCGAUUGCGCCGGAGCAUCGAGGCCUCUCGAGAUCGCUUUGGCGCCGUCCCUAAUCGCGACCUUUACAUGCCGAUCGUGAUCGAGAGGGAUUCCGUUGCGCCUGCUUUGAGCUUCGCCUUCAGAUCGAGCGGUAUUAUCCUUUACGUUCCGGUAUCGGUUGGCCUAUGCCCCUGUACACCAGGAUCGGCUCGUGAAGGCGUCGGUCAUAUCAAACGUGAGAGGGGCUUGGUGUGGCGUGCAGGCACGGGAUCUUGUUCGUCCUAGCUAGGCUCCGCUUCGAAGACCGACUGAAGCCAAGGUCUCACCCGACUGGUGUGGCCAUGCAUGCCCCACUCCUCACAUGCGCCUCUCACUGAGGCCGCUGUGAUGAGACCGAGCUUUCCAUCCAGGCACUCGAGGAAAUAAGCCUAGAUCACUCUCGCCCGGAGUCACAGUGCCCUCUCAUGCGUGUUACACGACGCCAUCUGUUCCCGUUGUGGGCUCUUCAACCAGCCUCUUCCAGUCACGCGGUG